Exophiala dermatitidis NIH/UT8656 is the source of this 4031-nucleotide messenger RNA. RefSeq names its product AAT family amino acid transporter. The transcript is spliced from 7 exons. Lineage: Eukaryota; Fungi; Ascomycota; Eurotiomycetes; Chaetothyriales; Herpotrichiellaceae. Bases 1983 to 3683 code for a protein of 566 amino acids. The record is from RefSeq and is a predicted model, not a curated record. Gene Ontology annotation, molecular function: amino acid transmembrane transporter activity. Gene Ontology annotation, cellular component: membrane. Gene Ontology annotation, biological process: amino acid transmembrane transport.
CAGGCUUCUCCAUGCGAGGCUUUCCCGGCGGCCGGCCGCUGCAACAGGCGAGUCAGGAGCUGAAGCUGGAUCACGAUGUACAACAUCAUUGUACAGUGUACUCCACCGUCUCCUCCUGUCAGGAUUAUGACCGCAUGAGGUGGUUGGCUAUGGCAUACUACUGGGCUAGUGAUGGGAGUACAGGUACUGUAGCACGGCGUCGUCCUAUCCUGGUCAACUUGCAACGGUCCUCGCUUGACUUGUUGUCGACAGCAUACAGUGCUCGGCCAUAAAUAUUUUGGAUUUGUAGAUUUUGGAAUUUUGUUUACCUCGUCUAACUCCAACAUCUGAAUGCCAGCAGUGUUUGUAUACCGAUAUACAGACUGGCCUCCGAGGCUAUCAGGCUGCAAGCCAACAAAAGCACACACUCUGGCGGCGACGAGAUGAAGACGAAGCACAAGGCACCUCAAUCUUCUCUUGUCCAGUCACUUUAUGGACCGGACCGCGAGACAUCGAGACUGGGUCUUGCUUUUGUGAUGCAUUAGAUACUAUUUUCUCAGGUCUCGCCGCUCACACAUUCGCCAAUAGACCCUUCACCUCCUCCUUAUGUUUGUCGGCCAGCAACUUAAACGGCUUCCUUACACCACCAGUUCGGUAGCCUUGCACCUCCAUCGCGGUCUUGACCGCCGCAGCAUAGUUAUGUCUCUCAAGGAAAGCGCAGAUGGGCCAGAUUUUCUUCCACAGCUUUUCCGCAGCCACCAGAUCCUUUUUCACCGCCAACGUUUCCCACAAUUGCACGGUCAACUCUGGGAUGACGUUGCUUGCUCCCCAGACAGUGCCUUUGCACCCUGCUGCCAGAGCGUAGAAAGUCAGGGUGUCCCAUCCAUUAAACGUGGUGAUCUCAUCACUGUGUCCGAAAAUCAGCUCCGUCAGAGCAGGAGCGUCGCCCGAAGUAUCUUUGAGAUAUUUCACUCCCACUUCCGACAAUCCUGCAAUCUCGGAAGGCGACAGCUUGACGCCACUUGCACUAGGAAUAUUGUAAUACACAAUCGGUAAACCAUUGGCAGCUUGGUGGACUUCGCGCAUCAGCUCUUUCACUUCUUCAUAAGAGGGUGCGUCGUAGAAUGGCGGCACCACCAUCAAAGCCGAAGCGCCGACUUUGGCCGCGUGCCGCGCCAGUUCAAUGUCUUCUUUGGUGCUCAAAGAGCCGGUUCCAGCUAUCACGGGCACACGGCCAUUGGUGAUCUCGAUGACUUGCUCGAGAAGUUGUUUGCGCUCGUCAAAGCUCAGGGCGGUGAACUCUCCAGUGCUUCCACCGGGGACGAGGCCAUGGAUUCCUGCGUCAAGGAGACGGUUGAUGUGGCUUUUGAGAAGAGCUACGUCGAUCUGGGAGCCGUCUUCGGUGAAGGGGGUGGUUAAUGCCACCAUGACCCCACGAAGUUCUUGCGUUUGUUUAGACAUGGUUUGGUGUAGGGUUGGAUCUUGUGAUGGUAUAUGUACGAUUAAUGAUGUUCGCGGGUCAAACCUUGUGCGUGAACUGGUAUACAGUCCAGACUACAACCUGUCUCGGUGAUUCUUCCGAAAGUACUGGCAGCAGGUGAUUCCGGAAGUACCACGUUACAAUGUUGUAUUCGGCGCAAUCUGGUCAGCCUUACUAGUAUGUGCCGUACCACGGAAACGCCUACCCCUUUGCAGUUAUCUGGGCCCCAUUAUCAACUUAACUCCGCAGGUUGGCCUGGGCCGGGCAUCGCCUAUUGGGGUCCAACUUUAAACAAUCUAGACUUUCUCCACAUUGGCACGCUGUAUGGAGUCCUGUCCAGGAGAUACAGAACAGCGGCUGAAGAUAGGCCGCAGCGACCCCGGAUAAGACCCAGCGAUAGCCGGGUGUACCCAACUCUCGCACGGAGAUUCUUGCCCGAUGCAGAUCCCCCAGGUUAUCAACUGUCGCCACGAGGCCACUGCUGGAGACUUGCUGUGGAUAUAAUGCUCGUGGAUCCCAGGCCAUGACCUGUGCAUCUCCAGGCCUGAAGCCCAUCCGACCCAGCUGCAGGUUCGAAAUGUCGCUCUCAGAGAAAACCGCAGCUCCAAAGGAGAUCUAUCCCGUCGAAACCAACGACAGCAAUGGCGGGAUCGGAUACAGCGAAACCCUUGACUUGAAGAAAACCAAGCGACACUUGCUCCCGCGGCACAUUCAAUUGAUUGCCAUCUCUGGUGCCAUUGGCACCGGCCUCUUUAUCGGAACCGGUGCUUCGCUGCAAAAGGCUGGUCCAGCCGGUCUGUUUCUCGGAUAUUGUAUCUAUGGCGGUCUUAUCUACAUUGCCUUCAACUCGAUGGGGGAGAUGGUAUCAUACCUACCCAUCGAUGGAUCCUACGUCGAGUUUGCCAGCCGAUUCGUCGACAACAGCUUCGGAUUUGCCCUUGGCUGGCUUGUCUUCUACAACUACGCUGUCACCGUUGCCGCCGAAGCCACUGCUGUUGCUGGAAUGAUCAACUACUGGAAUACGGACAUAAAUAAUGCUGUCUGGUGCACAAUUUUCCUGGUCUCGAUCAUCAUCUUCAACGUGUGGGGAGUGAAAUGGUUUGGCGAGGGAGAGUUCUACUUCUCGCUCUUCAAAGUCUUCCUCAUCAUAGGCCUUUUGAUCUUUACUUUCAUCACGAUGGUAGGUGGCAAUCCUCAGGGUGAAGCCUUUGGCUUCCGCAAUUGGAACCACCCGGGAGCUUUCCACCACUACAUCGCAAGCGGAACCUGGGGCAAUUUCCUCGGCUUUUUUUCGACAUUCGUGGGCGCUGCCUACGCAUACGGAGGCCCUGACUACAUUGCCAUGACCGCGGGCGAGGCCAAGUAUCCUCGCCGCAUUUACCCCAAUGUGUUUCGACGAGUCAUCUGGCGUUUGCUUGUCUUUUACAUUGGAGGUGUCCUUGCCGUUGGCAUUUUGGUUCCAUAUGACAACCCAGACCUUGGAUCCUCCAAAAAAGGAGCUGGCUCAUCUCCAUUCGUCCUGGCCAUGGUAAACAUGGGCAUCCCAGCACUUCCAUCGAUCGUCAAUGCAGCCAUCCUGACAUCAGCCUGGUCAUGUGGUCUGGCCAACUCUUACACAGCUUCACGUGUUCUCUACUCUCUAGCUCUUCGGGGAACUGCUCCAGCCAUCUUCCGCAAAACGGCCCGUGGCGUACCCAUCCUGGCACUAGCAGUAGUCGUCGGAUUCGGCUGCUUGUCUUACAUGUCCGUGUCCAACAGUGCAGCCACUGCUUUUGGGUACAUUGUCAACAUCACGGGCGCCACCUGGAUCUUGAACAUGGGUCUCCAGCAAAUCAUCUACAUUGGCUUCCGGCGCGGUAUCGAUGCUCGGGGUAUCGAUCGUUCCACCCUGCCAUUUGCCGUCAAGAGGCAGCUGCCGCUUGCUUGGUUCGCGCUGGUCUGCUAUAUGUUUCUUUUCCUGACAAACGGUUGGGUCGUCUUCACCCACGGCAAUUGGGCCUCUGAUAGCUUUCUGUUUGCCUACCUCAGUGCCCCGAUCCUGGUGGUGCUCUAUUGCGGUCACAAGAUCUACUCCGUCAUCCGUGGUGGUCGGUGGGGUCUCCAUCCAGCUCACGAGAUCGAUCUCGAUACCGCUCGCGACGAGGUCGACGAGGACGAGAAGACUUAUCCGCCCGUUCCGACCGGUAGGUGGGCCAAAUUCCUGCACUGGUUGUGGGGUGCUUGAACGGUGUAUUCUGAGCAACUCGGAAGCCUUGAUCGUUGACGGUUGACUACUGCAAGGUCUCUUUUUCCUCUCGUGAAAGAGAGACUGACAGGCUUUCCUCGGAAUCGGAGCAAAUGUAUAUAGUGUAAGAGGAGGGAAAAAGGAGUGUUGUGGAACCGGUAACUUGGUCUUUCUCCUCUAGGGGUCACCAGAACAACUUGAAACAACUUGAGUUCCUUAGGUAGGCUUCAGUUCGUCUUCGACAGCUGAGGCGGCCUAUAUUGUACAUUGUACAUUGUACAUUCUUGGGAGUACAACAUUGUACACUGGCAGUGUGCUUCUUGAAUUGCUCAUCCAUGGCAGUCGUAC